Molecule: messenger RNA, 639 nt
Organism: Amoebophrya sp. A25
Lineage: Eukaryota; Dinophyceae; Syndiniales; Amoebophryaceae
Source: the annotation of a GenBank genome assembly
AUGUUGAUCCACGACGGUAAUUCAGAAUCUUUAGAAGACGAGCUUCUUCAGCACCAACAACUAGCGCGAGCAGCUGUUGAGAGCGAGGAAACGGAUAAGGAAGGAGAAACGAGCAUCGAUGGGCUGGUCUUAUCCUUGCAGAGGUUGAGCUCUGCUUUAGAAGUCUCUGGCACUCGUGUGGAGGAAGUGCAGAAAACAAGUGAUAAAACAGUGGAGCUUAUGGCGGCAAGUGCAAAGAGAACAAGCGCGGCGAGUGACCUGACAAAGAAAGAGGUUGGACGCAGCUGUGGAGGUGCAUCUCAAUUACAGCAACUCCUCGAUUAUCAAGAAGAUGAGCUUGCAGCUCGUGGUGCUGGUGCUGGUGCAGGCAACAUAGGUACUACUACCUCGACUACAAAGAUGAAUGUUAAGAAUGACGCCGUGACGAAUGCAUCAACCUCAAGUAGGAGUCGAAGUAACCAAACAACCACAAGUACAAGUAGCGGCUACAGAAGUACAGCACCUGCAGCGAUCUCUGCCAUCAUCUCAUCAUCUGCCGUAUCGUCUUCAAGCGAAAGGCGGAUGAUCCCGAGUUAUCCGCACCGUGUGGGAGGACGACCAGUCAAAGUGGCUCACGCCGGAGGAAGCCGCCAUUCCCAG